Messenger RNA from Nematostella vectensis (starlet sea anemone), 3356 nucleotides. Its product is annotated as N-lysine methyltransferase SETD6. Gene Ontology annotation, molecular function: protein binding; protein-lysine N-methyltransferase activity. Gene Ontology annotation, biological process: peptidyl-lysine monomethylation. Lineage: Eukaryota; Metazoa; Cnidaria; Anthozoa; Actiniaria; Edwardsiidae. Gene Ontology annotation, cellular component: nucleus. The transcript is spliced from 10 exons. The record is from RefSeq and is a predicted model, not a curated record. The coding region runs from base 399 to 2159 and encodes 586 amino acids.
GGGCACCAAAAACAAAGCUCCCCGUAACACCAAGGAAUACCCAAAGGUUCGUGUGCUCAUUUCAGAGAAAAAGUGGAAUAUUUGAGCAUUCAUAUUCUUAUACUUGCAUCGUCAUCGGGGCGUAAUAAUAAAUACCUUAGAAAAAUAUCUCUUUAUUACAUGAUUUCUUUCUCGGACUACACCUGUGUAAAUUUUGUGGUACCGAUAAUAAAUAAAUAAAUUGUAUUGUAUUGUAACCCCUUCCCACACCUUUAGGAUCAUUCCGCCGCCCCUUAAAAUCCACCCCCAUUUCUUUCCACGAUUUGUAUUUGAGACAGAGAUUAGGAAACCGAAUUUCCCGCAAUAAAAAUGGGUUUCCUGUGUUAGAGCCCAGGCCUCCGUAAUUAAUUUCGGUCAAUAUGGCGGACGAAAAGAAAGAAAAAUCUUUGGAACUAGAUAGUGCUAUUUCUAGUUUCUUGCUAUGGUGCCACGACAACGAUCUAAAGCUCAACAAUAAGGUUGCUGUCAGACUAAGAGGCUCGUGUCAUCGCUAUGGCAUGGUUGCUAUGGAAGAUAUUUCCCCUGAUGAAUGCCUAUUUAAGGUUCCACGUGGACUUCUUUUAGAGCCAAAAACAUGUGGAAUUUCAAAGAUCUUAACUGGGAAAGUAAUACAAAAUAUGCUUAGUCAGCAUGAGGGAUCCAGCUGGGUCCCCUUAUUACUGGCUCUCAUGUAUGAAUACACCAAUCCCACAUCACUAUGGAAACCAUACAUGGAUAUUGUUCCUGGAAUCGAUAUUCUUGACCAGCCCAUGUUCUGGCCGGAUGAGACCAGGCAGUCAUUGUUGCAAGGAACAGGUUUUGAGGAUGAUGUUGAGGAUGAUAAACAACGUAUCGAAAGGCAGUACUUCACUGUGGCAGUACCAAUAAUGAAAAAGUUUAAAAAGUUUUUUGACCUGAAAAGACAUUCCCUUUCACUGUACAAACACAUGGCCGCCUUCAUCAUGGCUUAUAGCUUUACUGAGGAUAGCCCUAGUUUCCAUGGUAACAAUGUUCCUGUCAUGGUACCCAUGGCAGACAUUCUCAAUCACCAUAGCAACAACAAUGCAAGACUUGAGUUUGGAGAGGAAGAACUUAGCAUGGUUUCCACCCAACAUAUUCUGAAGGGAGGGGAGGUGUUUAACACAUAUGGGCAGCUUGCUAACUGUCAUCUGCUUCAGUCCUAUGGAUUUGUGGAGGGCCCUGACAACCCAAACGACACAGUUGAAAUCCCCCUGGGUCUUUAUCUUAAAGUGGCAAAAGAUGAGAAGCAAUCAAAGAGCCAAGCAAGGAUCAUAGAUUCCAAAUUCCAGUUUAUGGAGGAAAUUGGGCUUGUCUCGGCCAAUGAUACCCUUGUCUUUGCUCACGAUGGAUCUUAUGUAGACGGACCAAGCCUGCAGUUGUUUCUCCAGAUUCUUCAUCUUGACCAAGGCGACAUGAGAAAGUUGUCCUCUCCAUCUAGCCUCGGGCAGGAGCCCCUAUCUGACGUGUACCAUCUGGUAUCUCAACUUGAUGACGAACACAGAGAAUUCUGGAAUAAAAUUCUCCAGAAUGUGGUCAGCGAAGUUGGUGAUGGGGCUGAUGGAAGAGGUUGUGGUCAAAAUGACGAACGUUUUGGCGAGAAACGGGGAAGAAGCUGUUUCAAAGCAGAGGAACAUUUUGAAACAGAUAAAGACAAUGAUGUUUUUGAUACAUCGAAAAGAAGAAAGAAUGCUUAUACGAAAAAGAAUCAUAUUUAUGAAAAGAAUGGUGAUGAUGCCGAAAGUGAUAAUGAUGAUGAUGAAGAUAAUGGUGAUAAUGGCAAAGUUUAUUAUGGAACUGAUGGUGAAGAAGCUAACGAUGAUGCUAAUGAUUAUAGCAGUGAAGAUGACAUUAACAGUGACGAUGAAGAUGGUGAUAGUGAAGAUGAUGGUAUGCCUGAGAAAGAUCAACGGAUAUCUUACGAUGAACUGAAGCAGUUUCCUGACUCGUGGAGGAGAACACUUAAAAGGGUUGCUGACGAGUACAAACUCAAGAAUUUCAGCUGGCGUGAUUUAAGCGAACUUGAUCGCAAACCAAAUCUUUCCAGGCGUGAACAGUGCGUCAGACAGAUACGGCAAGCGCAGAUACUGGUCUGUCAAAAGAUAUGUGACCUCAUAACGUAGACCAGUAUAUACAUCCUAUACCUAUCCGGGCAAACAAUAGAAACUGCAGGUACACAAGGGCUUGCAUAUAUUGUGCUAGUCAUCCCUCUAUACUACUAGUAGAAAAAAUAUGAAAGGAGGGGCCUAUAGUGGCGGACCAUUAGAAAAGUGAAAGGGGAGGGGGGGAUGUUUCAGCCUUUUCUAAUAAUCCGUCCUCUAGGUAUUUGAGGGGGGAGCAAUAGGAUUUUUUCAUUCACGAUAUUUUAAGGCCAGAAAAUGUUUUUGGUAUUUUUUUUAUUUACAAAAAAGAGCAUUUUUUAUCUGUAGAAGUGCUCUGGAAGCUGUGCUCUCAUUCUUUUAUGUAAACCCCUUCCCCCAAAAAAUAUAACUAAUAGCGAGAAAGGACACCGUAUUUGAGAAGUUAAUACCCGUGGAGCGGACUUUCGUUUGACGAAUCAGUUUUAGUGCGAAAAAAAAAAUGAGAUGUGCUUUUAAGGAAAAUAAUUCCGCUUGAAUCACUUUGUUAUUCCACCUUUCCUUUUUAAUAUAAAACGGCUUCUGUCUAGUGAUUGGUGCCUAAGCGACCUACUUUCUCUCCAGCUGCCACUUUAGAAAUAUAGUCCCAAAAAUACUUCCUUUUUGCUAAAAUGAUGUAUAUAGAUGCCUCAAAAAGGGCAACAUGUGCAUUAAUAUAAUAGCGUCAAGUAAGUCCUGAAUUACCUCCUAAAAUAGGUAAUGCCACCACUAUAUUGGUUAAGGUGUAUUGUUUACCGUAGUUUUAUUAAAGGGAAACUCUGGGAUGUUUACUUGGCUUAAAAAAUCCGCUUGGGCAUCGGGGCCGAUACCACAUGUGGCGUAUAUUUAUGCUGGUAUUCUACAGUGUACAUUAGCGGAGCAGCUAUCGUCUCCUUCUGGGAUAUCUACAAUAUUAAAAAUGUGGUAUCAAAUCCAAAGCCCGUUUACUUUUACUAAAUAAAUAUUUGUAUCUUUUCGUUCAAAUUUUUCAGUUCAAUUACGUGUAGGCAACGGCAGAACAGACCCCUCCCUAUCUUGUCCCCAGAGAAACCAUGGAUGAAAAUAAGCUUUGCGAAUUCAAGCGUAUACCCCCCUUCUUUGUCUAAUCUAGGAGUCGCUUCUAUUACAGCUGUAGUUACUGAUAAAAUAGCGCUUUAAUCAAGGUUUAUAGGAAAUUUUAAUAAACGUGAGCUUGGGGUGUAA